Molecule: messenger RNA, 3451 nt
Organism: Venturia canescens
Lineage: Eukaryota; Metazoa; Arthropoda; Insecta; Hymenoptera; Ichneumonidae
Gene: MED25
Product: Mediator complex subunit 25
Exons: 13
Coding region: 421-3309 (962 amino acids)
Biological process (GO): positive regulation of transcription by RNA polymerase II
Cellular component (GO): mediator complex; transcription regulator complex
Source: RefSeq, a predicted model, not a curated record
ACGAACGCAUUUCGCACCCGUAACACUUCCUCUCAUACGAGAGAAGAAACAACACGAUAAAAUAUUUCCUUUACACGAAGAAGAAAAAUGCUAAUAGUGACAAUAAACGCGAUAUGGAAAAGUGUGUUGUUUAUUUCGUCCAACGUCUUCAAUUCAUAUUGAAUUUAUAACAAUGAAGAUAUUAUCAUUAAAAACUAGUGGGAAAGUAUAAUAUAUAUGGAUUUCCAGACGAAUAGAGACAGCCAAAAAUAUAUUAGACAUUUUACUGAAUUAAAAAAGAAAAACUGUGAUUGAAGUAACGUCUGCUGUUUCAAAUAGAACAAAAUUCUAUUUGAAUUGGAUAGAAAAUCAUCGCAAUAAAGAUAUUGACUAGAGCUGGUGACGUCCUUCACAAGAUCACAGCUUUGUGAAAAUAUAAAAAUGGUAGCUGGGCCAACAGAACAUGGAAUACAAGCUGAUGUGAUAUUUGUCAUUGAAGGCACUGCUGUCAAUGGAGCAUAUUUCAAUGAUCUGAAAACAAAUUAUCUAAUUCCAACAUUGGAAUACUUCAGCCAAGGAGGUAUAGAGGACAGGGAAUAUGUAUCCGAGAACAGUACAACUUUAUAUGGAGUUGUGAUCUAUCAUGCAGCUGAUUGUUUACCGUCACCUUGUACCUCUACCCUUGGACCUUAUUCAAACCCACACAAGUUGCUGCUCACUUUGGACAGAAUUGAAAUGGUCGGAGGCAAGGGCGAAUCAAAUGCAAAUAUAGGUGAGGGUCUUGCUACCGGGCUCCAAUGUUUUGAAGAUCUACAACAGCGCCGGGAGCCAAAUACAGCAUCUCAAAAACACUGUAUUCUCGUCUGUAAUUCACCACCGUAUCAAACUGUUGUACAAGAAUCUUACAAAUUUGCUGGUCAUACAGUUGAACAAUUGGCUGCAAUAUUCCAAGAGAGGAACAUCAGUUUAUCGAUACUUUCUCCGCGUAAGAUACCAACAUUGUUCAAGCUUUUUGAAAAAGCUGGCGGUGAUUUGCAGUCUUUACAAACGAAGAAUUAUGCGAAAGACGUAAGGCAUUUAGUGCUUCUGAGAAAUUACAAUUUGAAAGAGCGUCCAGUUAGUCCGAACAUCGGCGGACCCGUGGUGCAUCAAACGAACACGAGUGCGGCUCAAAUACCAUUGAGUCCGUUACAGAGUCAUGAUAGUCCCAACACCAAUCAACCAACUCCGAAUAUAUCACAGCCUCAGCAGCCGCAAGGUCCAGCUUUCCGGAAUCAAGCGCCUCAGAAUAUAAACGCAGUGCAUCAGCCAGUGGCACCUUCGAUGAACGUACCGAUGAACGCGAAUCGGCCAGGAUUCCCGCAACAAAUAAAUGCACCACCAAAUUACCAUCCUGGUGGUAUUGGGCCUAGAGGAGGUCAUCCUCGAUGGAUAAGACCGUCGUUCAUAGCACCUGGUGCAGUACAACAGAACAACACCCAGGGUAGCGCCCUCAUAGCUCAAUUGACUCAGCCUCCUUCCUCGAUUGGACUUAACGUCGCUAAUUUUGGUCAACGUAUGGACGGUGGAGCUAACGUGAUGGGUGGAAAUCCCCAGCAGGCGCAACAGCAACAACAACUAACACAGCAACAGCAGUUACAGUUGUCCAUGAGAUUGCAGCAACAGCAAGCCCAGCAAGUAGCUCAACAGCAGCAACUACAACAGGCUCAACAACAGCAACAACAACAGCAACAGCAAGCACAACAAGCUGCUCAACAGCAACAAGCUCAGCAACAAGCCCAACAGCAACAACAAGCCCAACAGCAAGUCCAGCAGCAACAACAGCAACAGCAAGCUCAGCAACAACAGCAGCAGCAACAACAAAACGCUCAGCAGCAGGCUUCGAUGGUCAUGCAAUCUCAAACCUCACAGAGUCAAGCUGGCCCACAACUCACUGUUUCGAGUGUGAGUCAGUCCGUGCCUAGCCAAGUACAGCAAACGGUUUCGGCUGCACAGGCCACGGCAGGAGGACCAUCCAUGGGACCACAAGUACCUCAUAAUCAGCCACAGGGUAACGUUGGAGGUGCCAAUGUUGGUGGUCAGCCAAUGGUACCUGGUCGGGAACGUCCCACCAUCUGGACCGGAACUCUAGAAUGGUUGGAAAAAGCAAAAAAUCCAGCGGAUACUCAAAAACAAACGAGACAAGUACCUUGUCAAGUAUCUGUAAAUUCAAAAGAUGGAGAACCGGAGUUGAAAGCUGAUUCGUGGCCACAAAAGUUGAUAAUGCAACUUAUGCCAAAACAACUUAUCGGCAGCAUCGGUGGUGUUUAUUUAAAGAAUUCAAAGUCGGUACUCUUCCAUCCUACUCCGUGCGAAGCCCUUGAUUCACUGACAAAAGUAAUGAGCACUGGAUUUGCUGGAUGUGUCCACUUCACCUCGGUCCCCGCGGCCCCUACUUGCGACAUAAAAGUGCUUAUUCUUUUGUAUACCUCCGACAAAAGGGCGUACCUUGGUUUCAUCCCAAACGAUCAAACUGCGUUCGUCGAUCGAUUGCGCAAAGUGAUACAACAUCAAAAAAGCACGCAGGCUCUGAUUCGGCAAGGACAGGUAUUUUCUCAGGCAGGGGCUGGUGCAAAUGCCAAUAUAGCUGGUUCAAUGCCAACCACUGGAAUAUCGCAAGGUGGUAUUCACAUGUCUCAAACAAACACAAUGGCGAUGGGCGGAGGUCAGAUAACACAAAACGUCGUAGCCUCGAACGCAAACACUCAACAAGUUCUUGGUCCUUCCGGUGGACCCCAAGGACAAAUGGGCAUGCAACCAGGUGGCAUGGGAGGAUCACAACAAAUUGGCCCGGGUGGCCAAGCACCGAUGAUGCCGCAACAACAAAGACCACCUUUUGACGAUCUUGAUAUAGCGCGACAACAAAAUUUAAUUAAAAUACAUCAUUUGCGUCAAACACUCGAGGCUGCUCAACAACAAGAAGCCCAAUACCAAUCACAAAUCGAAGUUGGUAUACAACAAAAUCUCGAAGUGGCACAACAGCAAGAAAUGCAGUAUAAACAACAGCUAGAGGCGCAGAAAGCUCAGAGAGGUCUAAAUCCUGCAGCCGCAGCAGCUAUGGCAGCUCAGCAACAACCCAAUGCCCAAAGGAUGAUGAGACCGGUCAUGACAAAUAGUCUUGGACUUAGGCAUUUGUUACAACAGCAACAACCCCAAUACAGACAGCAGGUGCUUGGAAUGCAACAGCAAAUGGUACCCCCUCGGAGUCAAAUGACUGCAAGGCCAAUGGCUCCUGCAAAUCUUCAGAAUCAACAAUUCGAUGAUGUUCAGAAUUAUGAUUUUCUUGGAUAAUUAACUUGUGAAUUGUAAUUUUUUAAUUCAAAGAUUUUUUAUGGACUACCAGGCUAAUUUAUUGUCACUAUCCUAAGUAUGAAUAAAAUUCAAUUGCAUAUAUUCUGAAAAAGAAAUAUAUGUACAUUAUUUUUAGUAUGAA